Zerene cesonia (dogface butterfly) is the source of this 1322-nucleotide messenger RNA. It is a transcript of the gene Spec2, whose product is annotated as CDC42 small effector protein homolog. The transcript is spliced from 4 exons. Gene Ontology annotation, cellular component: plasma membrane. NCBI's taxonomy places the organism in Eukaryota, Metazoa, Arthropoda, Insecta, Lepidoptera, Pieridae. Gene Ontology annotation, biological process: regulation of Rho protein signal transduction. The coding region runs from base 452 to 697 and encodes 81 amino acids. Gene Ontology annotation, molecular function: small GTPase binding. The record is from RefSeq and is a predicted model, not a curated record.
UUAAUCGUCAUCAGUCGUGUUAAAACAGUGCUUCGGGAUAACGCGUUUGUUCUGAAAAUACAAACAUAAAAGUGCAGUGUUUGUGAAUUGAAUUAUACUUGUGUGACAACAUAAUAAUUUUAUCCUAUGUUAUCUGUGAACCAUGCGAUCAUCACUAUCAGCACAUGAGAGAUCAGCGAGGACUUGUCUCAUCGCCUGACGUUCGAGAUAAAGGAAAUAUAUUUUCGGAUAACAUCAAGACAACUUCAGUUCUGUGUGGCUGAACACGAAAGUGACCCCCAGUUCUCAUUUUUAAAGAUAGAAUCGGGACUGGCUAGUAUUUAAAUUAAGAAAAAAAAUUGAAUUAUUUGUGGCCAGUGAUUGCAAAAAAAAAAACAUUUAAAAUCAGUGACGCGCUCUUUUGCGUGUAUAACUUUGAAGUUAGUGUUGUAAAGUGAACAUUAUUUAAAAAAUGGCAACAACGGGCAGUGAAAUGUGGCUUCAGUGGUUCGCGUGCUGCUACCAGCCAGCUGCGCAGGCGCAGCGCACCCGACGGAGAAUAGACAGAUCUAUGAUUAGUGCGCCUACUAAUUUCCAACAUACUGGACACAUAGGCUCAACAGACGUGGACAUGCCGUCAUCGCUGCUCCACUCAAUUCAGAAUCAGAUGCAGAGCAAGGGUGGCUACGAAAUGGCGUAUGGUGUUAAGGUUUACUGAUGUCAGAACGGUGGGAAUAAGGCCGGACACAGCGGUGAAUCCACACGUUCUUACGAUUAAGAUCUUACAAUAUUUAUUAAAUAAAAUUACUUUAAGUUUAGCUCGUAGUCGUCUUGUACAUACAAAGUCAUCGCCGGUUUCGGUCAAUUGUUAUGAGUUACCUUAUUAAAUGACAAUAUGAGGCACAAUGCUCAUGAUUUUUUUUUCUGGAUUAAGUAACUGUAUACAGUAAAUGUAUUUUUAAUGUAUUUUCCAACUUAUUUUAACUAGUUGUCUCUCUUUAUUAAACGAUUUUUGAUUAGGAAAUUUGCGUUCGGUGCUCGAAAAUCAAAUACUUUUUAGUUCAAUUUUGUCUAAAGUUUAUUUAAAUCCGCCACAAUGGUUUAUAUCCUAUGGUGCCUAUUAUAAUAUAUUUGUUUCCUAUUUAGAUUCUGCUAUUACUGACAAAUCAAGCAGAACACGUCCAAUAAUAUAUUAUCUAGUCUUGGUAAAUUUACUUUACCAUAGAUUUCUUAAUAGUUAUGACAUUACGUUGACGAUAUAUACCUAACUGGACAAAAAUGCGGUGCAUUUUCUUAAUAAUUUAAAUGAUGUUGCAGAUGUAAUAUACAAUUAUCUUGUUAUA